Molecule: messenger RNA, 1868 nt
Organism: Mercenaria mercenaria
Lineage: Eukaryota; Metazoa; Mollusca; Bivalvia; Venerida; Veneridae
Product: C-C chemokine receptor type 1-like
Exons: 2
Coding region: 369-1538 (389 amino acids)
Biological process (GO): G protein-coupled receptor signaling pathway
Cellular component (GO): plasma membrane
Molecular function (GO): G protein-coupled receptor activity
Source: RefSeq, a predicted model, not a curated record
ACAUGAUAGUUUAACACAAGUAGAGAAAGACCGUCUAUUGUAGAGCAUUCGGUAUUUUAUAUUAUUAUUUAUUGGAGUAACUGAUGCCUGAACAGAGUUUAGACAAAAAUACAAAAUUAGUUUGAAAAAAAAAACUGAAGUUAACGGAUAAAUGUGACGAUAAAGAAAUUUAUAUUAAAUCUUAAAUUAAAAGAAAAAUUUGCGAGAAUCUUUAGAAUAAUGUUUCUUCUAUAAAUAAUUUGAUAUCUGUCGUAAAUUGUAUAACUAGGUUGAUCUUAUAUCACCUAUAUGAAAUAGGAACGUCUUAAUCAACGUCUUAUCAAAGCUAACAGAAACUUAUAUUUCAUGCGUGUAUUAAAAUUAAAUAAAUGUGGAACUUUACAGACGGCAAAGCAAUGAACGUAACAUUGUGCCUGCCAUGGAAUGUCACGGAAAAUAUGACUACGGAUGUCAAUAAAGAGGCAGAGUGUGGAAACGAAACGGAGGCUGUUGUGUCGGAGUAUCUCUGGAAAAUAUUUCCACCAAUUUUGAUUUUAAUUGGAUUGACUGGAAACUGUUUGACAAUCAUAGUUAUCAAAAGACUUGGAUUUAGGAAACAACCCACAUUGACGUUUCUUCUCUGUCUGGCAAUAAGUGAUAUUGUUGUCUUAUGUACGGGGCUGCCUCGGUACUGGAUUCUCUAUGUGUUCGACUAUGAUCUCAAAACGGCGAGUAAUGCCAACUGCAAACUGUAUUAUUUCUUUCUGUAUAUGACGAUGCAAUACUCUUCGUGGAUUCUUGUCGGUGUCACAGUAGAAAGACUUAUUAAAGUUUAUUUUCCAAUGAAAUACAGAAGGAUAUAUAGCUACAGGAAAGUGAUAAUCGAACUCCUUGUAACUUUGUUUAUUUUAAUUUUAGUCAAUGGACAUUUCUUUUUUACAAAUGGUAUUAACGACUUCACGGAGGGUGACUGUAGUUCCCUCAAUCCUGGCUUCUAUUAUUUCGACGAGAAUGUGUUUAUAUAUAUUGACUUUUCUGUUCUCAGCGUUAUUCCUUUCAUGAUUAUGCUGGUAUGUAACAUUCUACUGGUGAAAGUCCUCAGAAAAGUACAACGGAACCGAGUCUCUAUGAUGCAUAAAUCCGUUUAUAGACGAACUAGCCGUUUUAGUGUCAAAAUGACAAAAAUGUUAGUCGUAUGUACAUUUUAUUUCUUAAUUGCCACAGCGCCGAUCUCUAUAUAUUUUAUAUUGGACACAUACCUGUUACCCGAGUAUGAAAGCAACAACAACUGUCCAGCAAUUUCACGAAUGGAUCUGGCAUGGAGUAUCACCUACCUAUUUCAGUAUUCUAACUCCUGCAUAAAUUUCUACCUAUAUACUGCUAUGAACGACAGAUUUUAUAAAGAACUGAAAGCUUUGCUACACUGCCGUCGAAGUUUACGUAUGAUGAGAGUCUACUCCACACAGCGACAAGGUAGCAGCGGUCGAAGGCUAGCGUCAUCAGUGAUGUCUACAAGUGUUGGUUUAGAUAACUCCGUUUCUGAAGAAAAUCGUAUCUAAAAAUAUAGGAAUAUACAGAUAUUGAUGGUCUGUCUUAACACACCAACAUUCUCGAGUGUGAUAGUAUUUUGAAUAGUUAAUGGUCUUGUGGUGGUGUUUUAACUGUGUUCUGCCAAUUGUCUACAAGUUCUGUGAUGAUAUUCAAUAAACACUGAGACAGCUUGCGAAACUUCCUAUAUAGAAGUCGAAAGCUACAACUCGUAGUAAAACGUAGUUUUUAUUAAUGAGAUUAUUUCUAGUCAAUAAUUUCAGAGCUACAUUUGCAGAAAUAAAUGAUGUUAUGUUUUGUUAAGAUUUUCACAUUGUACGAAAUAUUACAAAUGAAGAAGA